AUGGAAGAAGGAUCCACAGAAGUCCUCUCAGUCUCCGAGCUCGUCCGACGAUCUCGCCCACUCACCGGCGGAUCAUCGGUCCUUCCCAGCCGUUCGAUCUCUUCUUCAGAACCUUCCAAUGAACCUAAAAAACCCUCCGGUCCCACAAACCCCAAAAACCCUAACUCGAAAAUCCUCAAAUCUCUGAACCACCCAACAAUCCUCGUUGGAACCCUAACCCUACCUUCUCACAACAACAAUAGCACUUCGAAUUCAACUCUUCACUGCUCAAAUACCAGUUGUUUUUCAUUCUCCGAUGGCACAGCCACCGUUUGCUGUGACCUUAUUGAUCAUCAUCCUCGAAUUAUAGGAAAAGUGAUGCAUGUUCUUGCUUGGAAUUUUAUUCCUUUCAAAUGUGGAGGUGGGUUUUUGGAAAUUAUCCGGUGGAGUGUUCUGGAAUCUUCUUGUGGACCCGAAGCAUUUGCUUUGUUUUCAGGUUCAUGUACUGACUGUAAAGAUAUUCCCAAAUCUCACUAUUACACUCACGGUUCAUUACAAUCGGUUAGCCCUCUUUCCGUUGUUCCGUGUACAAUUCAGGGGACGUGUUCUGGGUCCAAUUCUGGUGGUUCAAGAAAUAUUUGUGGUUUUCUUGUGAAUAUCUUGGUUUGUGAGUGCAAAUUGUGCCACUCAAAAGAUUCUGAAAGGGUAUUGAAAGAUUUACGUGAACAGAAAAAUAAUAGUCAUUGUUUUGAGAAACCUGUGAUUGUCUACUUCUGUGGGUCGGCUUCAUCAUGGCAUCCAGUAAUUUCCAAAUUGAUUGGGUGUGUCGUUUUGGUAUCAGGUUUGAAGAAGAAAUUAAUUUAUAUGGAGAAAGGGGAGUCUCAGUUGAUGUAUGUGACCACAGAGAAAGCUUUGUUGCAUCUUUCUAAGUUUCCAAAUCAGCGGCUUCCAAUUCCAAAGACUGUUAUUAAAGGUAGGGGAGAGGUGGGUGGAUAUGUUGGCACAGUUACAGGCAUUUAUAUGCAUGGCAUGGUUGUGGAGCUGGAUCAAGAAGUAAUGCUGUUACUAACAGACCCGCAACUCACUGUGCCACAUAGUGUGAGAGUGGGUGCUAUUGUAUCGGUGAGAAAUGUCCAUUUUGUGAAUCCCAGAUUUUCUUGGACAAAAAUACUUAUACUUGGUGCUUGCAUGAAAACUAGCAUGUAUGUGCAAUCAUUCUCCCCGAUGGAAACUGGGUGCCAUAUUGGUUCACAAUUGCAGAGCCUUUUAGGGAAAUUUAUUGACUCCGUGGUAUUUUCUGCAAGACUUUGGGUAUUACUUGUCAUCUCAUGUUUUAGGAAAAAGUUUGCGGGUAUAUUGUCUGAGAAGGAGAUCUUAGGAUCAAAACAUCCUGUUGUUCCAUCCUUUACUGUAUCAUAUUAUGCUGAGCUGAUGUGGACAGUUGCAAGGUGUUACCAGAAGGAAGGAUUGGCUCAAAAAUUUGCUAGAUCUCAUUUGCCACUGUCAAACUUCCAUGUUCGGCAUGGAGUAUUUAUGGAAUACUGUAAGCAUGAUUCAUGUGGCUGUGGCAAUGAAUUGAGUUAUGGUCACUUGAAAUUGGCAGUACCCAUCUCUAAUUUCAUCAGUCACUGCGAGACCUCCUGGACAAAAUUGUUGCUAGAAUGGGAGACUGAUUUGGAUUUAAUAGGUGAUGACAAUCUAUAUUGCCCUAUAUCCUGUGAAGGGAGAACUUAUGGUCCGUCAAUUAGAAGGAUUUUGCAUGGUGAAAAUAAUGUUGUUUUGCUUGGAAAAUUAGAGAUUUCCCCAUCUUCCGGGAGGUUACAGUUGAUUGAUGCAACUGGUAGCAUUGAUGUUGUUAUACCAGACCUUUCAUCAAGUUGGAAUAUCAACAGCAUAUAUGAGGUAAAUGACUUCACUGUUGUAAUGGAAGGCAUACCUGAGAAAGUCAACCAUUUGGGUUCGACCUUGAAGGAAUCAUUUUCAUGCAGAAAUAUAUUUAACAGUGUUCACUUGGUGAGAGUUAUAAAGUUAACAAGUUAUCUAUACUACCAUUUAAGAGAUCAAAGUUCUAGAAGCUUUCCUUUCUAUCCUUACAUGGAUGGAAAGGGAAAUUUUGAGGAGCUUAAAAGUGGAAGAUUUCACGUGCUCUGGAUAACGCACAAAUUUCCUGUGCUACAAAAGUUUCAAGGUGAUCAAGUUAUUUCAAACAGGUCAAGCAUACACGCUGAGGCCAGAAUCCUUCCCUGGGACUUGUUUCUUGCUGAGAAAGAUAGAGAUGCAUGUCCAAGUAAGCUUUCUGCGGGACACUCGAGACAACCCGCAGAAGGUUAUGCAAGUAUAUAUUAUGAGGAAUGUGUUGCUCACAAGAGAUGCAAAAUCGAUAGGGCAUCUGGUGGGGCACUGAGCUGUGGCUUAAGAGAGACAAGAAAUGGAUCAUGGUGCCGGAUGAAUUGUUGCUCAAGUGCUUGCAAGAUAUGUCAAGAGGAGCUGAAAUGUUGUGAUUUGAGGUCUCCGUGCGAACUUCCAUGCUUCGUUACUUGUAGAGAUGUUAAUGGUCCCAGUCCCAUUGGUUCAGGAAUCUUGCAUUGCACAAAAACUAAUUUAAAGGUUAAUUCUGGUUGCAAUUUGAAUGGAUUGAAGGUAUUACUGGAGUUUCACCCCGAAAGCUUUUGCAAGUAUGAGUUAUUGAGGAUUGGUGGCUAUUACCUCAUAAAGCCGCAUAAGGAAGAUCCAUUAUGUGCAUCUGAGGACUUCAAUGCUGUCAGUGGUGGUAGAAUAGUUAUCACUUCUAGAACUAAUCUGUGGAGCCUUUCAUUCUCUUCUGAUGAGGUUUUCCCUAGUGUAGAUCCAUCACAUGUUUCUUCAUUCCACAGUUCAUUUGUCAGCAGUAAGGAGUUUCUAUCUGAAGGUUCUCAUAGAAAUGAUUCUCCAUUGCUAAGAUUUAACAGUGGAUGCCCUGAAAUCUGUUCAGAUAUCUCUCUCUCUCUCUCGUCUGAUGUUCUAAGUCUUGUCGAGAUAGAUCUUAAGUCGUUGGAAGAAGGUCUAAUCAAGCCAUCUGUCUCACUUGAGGGGGUGGAUAACAUUUCUCGGGGCAUUGGGAGUAUGAUGACUACGUCUGUGCAAUCUUCUGGAACAUAUGAUGCCUAUUGCCAUUUGCCUGAGGGAAAUCUAAUAUCUUUGCAUGGACACGUGUUGGCUGUUCAUAAUUUGGAGCACAGUUCUCCAGCAUCACAUUUGAGCCAAAAGAGUCCCAGUGAUGUUCAGCGACCAAAUUUCUUUCAAAGAUUAACCAGCAGUAUUUGUAUCCAUGUUUUGGUUGACCUUCACGUUGUGAAAAUUCUUGGUGACUUGAGUCUACAUCCAUAUCCGAUUGGAUUUGGACCUGGUGUAAAUGCAACCUUCCACCGAAUACUUGUAUUGGGGCAGAAAGAACUUAUGUUGACACCUGCAUCUUUCAUUGUACUCAACUCGAUACAAACAGUCAAUGACCGAUAUAUUCUUGAGUGCAAUAAUUCAUCAGCUGCUUCAGGCUUGCACACGGCUUACACUCUGGAUACAGUUCCUGCAGCCCUGAUAUCUGAAAUACUGCAUAGCUUGGAGCAUAAAGCAGUGCAAUUCCACUGCAGGGUUGUGGCUGUUUAUGUCCUG
Messenger RNA from Ilex paraguariensis (yerba mate), 3627 nucleotides. The record is from the annotation of a GenBank genome assembly. Lineage: Eukaryota; Viridiplantae; Streptophyta; Magnoliopsida; Aquifoliales; Aquifoliaceae.